AUGAACGCCCUCUUCUCCAGCAAACUCAAGUUCCCCAUCCACAUGGUCCAGCUCCUACUCGUAGCAGCGGCCCUCGGUCUCUCAGUAGCACGCAUCUUCAUGCCGAACCGUCCCAGGGGUAGAUCAGGCACAAUGGCACUAGGCAUGUCCGCAAAGUCCCUCGCCAUCAUCCUCUACCAAGUCCUCACCGAACACGUCCCCGCCUUCCACCGCUGGGCCUCGCUCAAGGCCAACCUCAUCCUCAACGCCAUGGAGAUCGUCUUCUGGGCCGCGGUCGUCUACAUGGGCAUCCAGUCCCAAACCCAGCAGUCCUGCAUCGGCACCUCCUGCACCAUCGGCUGGGUCGUCGUCGUCCUCGGCAUCCUGCUCUCCAUGGUCGCCGGCUACGCCACCAUCAUCGCCUGGCUCGACUUCCGCUACUUCAAGAAGAACGGCGUCCGCCGCGGCGCCAUGGGCCACGACGCCGCGCCCCUUGAGAGCCGCUGCGAGGACCAGAGCGUCGAGAGCGUGCAGAUCCAGGAGGUGCGCCGCGAGCAGAGGAAGAACGGCGAGGAGCAGAGGUACGCGACCGCGGCGUACGGACAACAGACCCAGGGAUACACCCACCAGCAACAGCAACAGUAUGCGCAGCAGCAGGCGUACCAGCCGGCGUACCCUCAGCAGACAUACGGACAGCAGUACACCCAGCAAGGAUACGGAAGACAGUAA
Colletotrichum chrysophilum is the source of this 708-nucleotide messenger RNA. RefSeq lists its product as uncharacterized. NCBI's taxonomy places the organism in Eukaryota, Fungi, Ascomycota, Sordariomycetes, Glomerellales, Glomerellaceae. The record is from RefSeq and is a predicted model, not a curated record. The transcript is spliced from 2 exons. The coding region runs from base 1 to 708 and encodes 235 amino acids.